GACGGCCCAUUAGUCGAGCAAAUCAACUUAAUGAGAAGUACAGACAUGUUAAAUAUUAGUUAAAUAAUAGUGUGGAUACUUCUGAUCUAAUGUUAUCGACUUCUAUGUUACCUUUCUUCUACCUGUUAGUUCUGGCCUUCGCGAGGAUCGUAUUCAGCAAGCCUUCUGUGUUGUAACACAAUUUAACAUAGUCUAAAUCUCGAGCUAUAUACUUUUUCUCUAUGUAUUCGAACUUUCCCUUUAUUAACUUCAUUCCUUGCUUGCUUUCUUGACCUUUUUCGGUGCUGUUCGUGAAUUGUCGAAACUCAAAGACUUAUGUUUCCCUUCCCAAAAAAUGUCUUGAAAGGUUGAUUCUGGAUAUGUAGCAUGAUGGUUUAAGUUCGAACAAAUUUCCGUUGUUGGCGUAAUAAAUGCUCAUAUAUUGUGUUAAAUAAGACAUAUAUUCUCUUCUGUUUGAAACUAUGAUAUUUUAUUUUUUUCUUUCAGACAGCAAAUGGACUUCCUGGUGGAAAUAGAUGAUGAGUUGGACUAUGUUAGUUUAUGGUAUUUCUAUUAAUUUGAUUGAUUUGGCUAUUGAUUUCAAACUUUGUUUAUUGUGUAAUAAUAUUAUUAUUUGAACACUUAAAUAUUGGUACAAAGGGCACCGAAUACAUAUGCGCCACACAGAUCACUUGAUUUGUGUGUGGCUUGUAAUACUUCCCGGGUGCCCAGACCAAAGAAGGUGGUUUUUAGGGGUCACACCCGGAGCCUUCGACCUGAAGGUUUGAUCCUCAAGGUAGUGGAGCAACAUCAGGAGGUGCAGUCUCAUGGUAGCCGGUGACCAACAAUUGGUUCAUAAUCCAUUUGCUAUUUCAGGAUCCUGGAGCCAGCCCAUGUGCAUUAUUGGUUUGGAAUCAGGGUUUUCCAACUCCCUAGAUGGACUGUCGUUGUCUACCAACCCGGUUGGAGCGUCAAACAUUUGCUUUUCGUCCUCUUGAUUUCGUAAACAACAAGCAGUGUAGGAGUUCCUCGACAUUGGCUGUAUACGCGUGUUCAUGUGAGAGCAUUUCGAGAGAGAGAGAGAGCUAACUCUCCCCACCGUACCAGGGCAUUCAGGAGCAAUUGUAUAAUCCAUCGUUGAUAUUUUAUCAAUAUUAUGAGGUUAUUAUCUACAGUUGUAUCUAAUUAAUGGCUUGAUCCAAUUAUUUAGCUGCAAAGUACAACGCACGGAGUUUAUCUUUGUUCAUCCUCCCUUUGCUCGUUGUGUGGACACAUCUUUAUAAGUCUGACAUUACUUACUUCUGUUACCCCUCGUAGAGAAGCAUAAGCCACUCACCAGCAUUCUCCAUAGAACUCUGUUGUGGACAAUCCUUCCCGGUUGUUUCCAGUUUCCACUCAUUCUCUCGAUGUCUGCUUCCAAUCCCCGACGCAAUGUGUUCCAUGUUCUUCCUUGACUUUCUUUGCUCUUGUUUGACUGUUUUUAAUUCCUGUCUUCUUGUAUUUCCCUACUUAAACCGUGUACAGAGUUUCGAUGGAGAUCUACUCUUUGUGAUGAUGCUUCUUGCGUCUCAGAACCUCCUGUGACGUCGAAGUUAGUGCUUCUCUAAUCCGUUUUCAAUUGUCUUCUAUAGUAGUUUCCUCUUAUUGGAACCCAUUGCUGAGACUUAUUUUGAAUUCGCCAAUUUUAUCAGUAUUUUGAAGGAAGACUAUAUUAAACCCUUGUAAUGCUAUUUGUCUAGUUGUCCAGUGCUUCUUUAGUUUCAAUUUCAUCUUGGCAACCAUCAAGUGGUGAUUUGAAGCUAUGUCAGCUCCUCUCUUGGUUCUCACGUCUUCCGAUGACUUUUUGAAUUUCUUAUCGAUGCAAAUAUGAUCAGCCUGAUUCUCUGUGGUGUGGUUCGGUGAUAAGGAAGUGGCUUUGUGUGUGUAUUUGUGUGGGAAUAUUGUGCCGCCUAUAACCGAUUUGUUGAACUCACAUAAAUUUGCAAGUGUCUCACCACUUUCGUUUCUUUCUCCCAGUCCAUAUCGUCCUAUGAAAUCUUCGUAUCCGGUGUUAUCCAUUCUGACUUUGGCGUUUAGGUCUCCAAUCAGAGUGGUCAGGUCUUUUCUGGGCACCUCGCUGUGAUUUAUUGCAGCCUCUCAUAAAACUGAUCUUUAGUGUCAUCAUUGCUAUCAUUGGUUGGUGCAUAAAAUUAAAUGAAAUUCAUUGUAAUCCCCUUUUGAUGAUUCUGGAUGCAUGAGAUUCCCUUCACAUAAGUGCUUUUCGUGUUUCUUUGGAUAGCAUCAGUGCAACUUCCUGCGUGCACGGUGCUAGCGUUUUCUCGUUCAUGACCAGGGUACAACAGCAUAUCUCCCUAACCUAACCUCUUCUGUCCAGCUUGGGUCUAAUAGGUGUCACUUAUUCUGAUAACUACUAAGUUGUACCUUCUCAUUUCCGUAGCUAUCUGACUGGUCCUCUCGGUCUCCCACAUUGUCCAAUCAUUCCAGGUAUCCAUAUUAAUUGUUCAUUCAGGUUGUUAAAAGGAGUAUCUGCCGAGUGACUUCCGAAGAAUCUCGGCUUUCGCUAUAAGCCGUUAUAAUUCUUUUAAAUGAAGAUCCUUCAACUUUCGGGACAAAUGCCCUGGUACGGCCGAGAGUGAGGAGGGUCCGCUCUACUUCUCGAAAUGCUCUCACAUGGCCACGCGUAUAUAGCCUCUGCCAGGGAAGUCCUACUCAUUGCCUUCUCGUGGCGGGGGUGUUGUUUAUGAAUUUUAAAAGACCAAAAGCGAAUGUCCGGCGCUUUAACCGGGUUGGUAGACAUGGAGAGUUCACCUAGUGGAGUUGGAAAACCCUGAUUGCAACCCGAUGGUGCACAUGGGCUGUCUCCAGUAUCCUGAGCGAACAAAUGGCGUAUGAACCAAUCGUUGGUCACCGGCUACCAUGGGACUGCAUCUCUUUACGAUGCUCCAUUGCCUUGUGGAUCGAAGGCUCCGGUUGUGGCCCGCCGAGGAAACCACCUGCUUCGGUUUGGGCACCCGAGCAGUAUCACAGCCCUCACACAUAUCAAAUGAGAUCUCUGUGGCGCAUAUCUAUUUGGUGCCUCCUUGUACCAAUAUCUAUGUGUUAAAAUAAAUAAAUAAUAAUUAAGUGGUUUAGAUUUUUUUCUGGUUGGCGUCUUUUAGUAAGAUUAUUUUCUAUGAAAUGAGGUUGCUGACUUCAUGUCCAACCCCUCUCAUCUGGGCUAAGGAUCGGUAGUAACCCCAGAAAGCCUAUUGUCGUAUUGGGAUUUGACAUGUAUAGAACCAUUAAAAUAAAACUCUCUCAGUAGUUUGGCAUUCUUCUAAUCCCUUGGUAUCAUAUUGCCACAUGAAAUGUCGGUCAUUUUAAUCAAACUUCAUCUUCAUAUCACGGAAUAUGUUUGGAGUUGUAUUUCGUAAGGGUCAUUUUCCAGUCUCACAAGUUUUCACAAGUUGUUUUAAUUUGUUUGAACUUUGUGGAACUCAUGUGACAUAUAUGUUGCGUUUUUAAGUACCUAGGCAUAAAAGAAUUUGAUUAUAUACUGUCGUUUUAAUAUGGAUAUCAUCUUUACAGUUUUGGUCCUAAUAAUUGAAAUCAACGAUAACUAUAUAUAGAAUAUUGUUCUCGGUAGGUUCUCAUUAAGUUACAUAAUUAAAUAUCCACAUUAAUGUUCCCGAAGAAGCAUUUUUACUGCAAAUAUAUCUAAGAGUUAUAGCACAUGAAUUUCAGAUUUGUUAACAAAAUAACGCAAAAUUGUUAGUAUGUACUAUUGACUUCCAUAAGUUUAUACGUUAAAUAAUAGUCAGAAUAACUACAAAUAAUAGAGCGAAGGGACUAAUCAUACAAUUGCGAACCAAACUAAACGUUUCUUUAAAGACGAAGUAACUCAUGAAGUUAUAUAAAGUUAGUAAGAGAUAGCAAAUUGGGUGAGUGGUCAUUAAAUUUUCCAUAUAUUUACGUGAUAUUAAUAAUCCAAAGAUAUUUGAAUUAUAACAAUAUCUGAAUAAGAUAAAAUUAUUAAUGAAGACUUAAAAUAGAAGGCUCUACGUAUAUUAGUCAAACUGGUUUCUUUCAUAACUGAAAUGCUUAUUGACUUACUGUGUUCAAGGUUUACCAUGGUAACAGAAGCUGUGGAAGAUGUUUCUUUUGUACACAAAACUCUAAUCUUUCAAUGUGAAUAGCUUCUGCUGUUUGAAGGAUUUUAAGUCUGAUAGAUUUUGGCCGAAAAUUACUAACAUUACAAUCUGCGGGGAACGAUUGAUGUGCACUGCUAGUAUAACCCGUUUGAAUUGAAUGAAGUAGUAAGGUAAUGAAUCUUCGUUAACUGUGGUGGCUUGAACAUAUUUGACUCAUGUUCAACCACUGUCUACGCCGAUAAGUGAUAUAUUAUGUAGGAACAGGUUGGAAGAAAGCUAGGGGCUGCUAAACCUAUGUAUGGCAUCAUUCGAUGUGGUCACUGAUUGUCGGACCGAGUAAUGUAGUUAGGUGUAGACUAUCUAGUUAGGUACAGUGUGGUUAUCGUAACCAUUGAUAGAGAUGUUACAUAAGAUGACUUAGGAUCGAUGGCAUUGGGACAUAUGCUUUCACUCGUCUUUUUUCUCAGAUCUUGAUUCCCACAAUCUUAUACUUUCUUUAUGUAAUCUUUUUUGUUACCAUUGAUGCCGUUAGUAUUCCUACCACUCUGGGAUAUGACUGAGUAAUUUUUUCUGGGUAUUUCAAUGUAGUUUGGGAAUGUGAAUCGAUGUACAUGUAUAUCAGAUUUCAUGUUGCAUAUAACUGACUGACUGAAGUGGGAAAGUGUUUAGCUGAAAGUUUUCACUGCAGUGAAAAAGUGAAUCCUUAAAACAUUUGCUAGUGUAACUUGCUUCACAUGAUCAAGUGAGCGGAUAGAUAUAAAAAUCGUGGCUGGUUUAGGCAAUUUAUCUCAGUCUGGAUAGAAAAUAUUAGUUGUGGUUUUCCCACGUCUAACGUUUCUUAAAUUGUUCUGCGUAACCUCAUAAUUAAAAUUUCUCCGGGUACGUUACCUCUAAAUAGCAGGUUCAUAAAUAGCUCAUACCGUUCCGACUUAAUUUUGUUUUACUGUCGUAACUAAGCGCUUGCUUAUUAAGUUUUGGUCAACUUAUGGUUUAGAAUGAAGGUGAAUCACCUGUAACUUUCAAAAGAACCGGUACCAGUUACACAGGAGAUUUAAAGUCUUCACAGUUUCACGUUAAACCAGCUUAUCUAAGCGAUAAAGGCCGUCGUACUAUUGUUUCGCCCCGUGAAGAAGGAGAGGCUUAUUCAGAUGAUGAAAAUGAUUCUGGUAUGCCACCAGUUGAUUCAAAGCGUGAAUAUAACAGCAAACAAAUAACUCAUUUUGAUAAAGAAGAGGGUGAGGCAUCUAGUGAAGAGGACCGACGUUAUGAGAAUUCAAAGCGGGAAAAAUCAGGUUCCAGUAAAUAUCCUCCAGGGAACACAAAUUUGACACUUGAGGAACAUCAAUAUCGGAACCGUUUACAUGAAAGAUAUGAACGACGUGAGCGUGAGAAGAAGAGAAUACGCGAUAACAUAGAUCCAGAGUCAAUGCAUGGGUCGAACCAACAUGGACGUCCAUUAUAUUACAAAGAAAAUUCUACCUCCAGCAGUGAAAGAGAAGGUGUCCACUCUAAUCCAAAAGUGGAAGACUCAGAAGUUAAUCGGAAGUAUCAGUCUUCGAAACAAUCGGAUUCAAAGCAGAGAGAUCGUAUAUUAGUGUCUACGGUUAAUCAAACAUUAGAAAAUUCACCUCAAGACAAUCGACAAUACAAAACAGCUUUACAAGUAGAACGCGAGGAAUAUGUGCUAAAAUAUGGUCAAAAUCAAUCAAGUUGUGUUACUGUAACUGAUAGAAUGAUUGAAUCGCAAACUAUUUAUACAGAUGAACUAAAUCCUUCACAAUCAGAGAUAAAUCGUAAAUCGAAAUCUAAAAAUCUAAACGUGAUCGAAAAGAAAAAGAGCAGAAGAUGACAUCAAAAAGUCGAGAGGUGACAACAUUAAAAGUUAAAAAGGAAAGUAAGCAACGAAAAAUUCAAUCUGGUAAUAGUAGUAGUCAUUUAGACUACAAUACUUGGGAGUCAAUUCAAAAAUAUACCAAACUUCCAGAUCGUCAUCAUGGAUCCCUCCAACAUAGUCGUUCAGGUUCAUUAGAUUCCAUAUCUUCCGCUUCAUCUCAACUAAGUAAAGUUUCUGCAUACACUGGUUGUUCAUCACACUCAUCACCUUUGGGAUAUCGUAAGUCAUCAACAUCAUUAACAAGUGGUCAACAACUUCGACGCUCUUCUCAAUCACCCAAUGAUCUUGAUGAAUCAUAUACCUAUUCUAAGAAACGUUAUCAUCGUGAAGCUAGAGAAACUGCUCCACCACCUGAAUCUACACGUCAUUAUAUUGGUCCAAAUCAAAUAUCGGUAAAAAUGAAACAUAAGCGUAAAGGUGACAAACGUGAAACAUCUGAAAGUAUUAAUUAUGGAGUAAAUUUGGCUAGUAAACGUGAAAAACUAUCACAAGACAAUGAAAAUCAUGAAUUACAAAUAGAAGAUUCACAUACACACUCAACCACUGGACGCACCAAAAGUAAAAUGUCAAAAUCUCUUGGAACAGAAUCUAGUAAACACAAAAACACUCAUCUAAGAGUUCGAAAAUGAAAAACAAUCGAUCAACAAUGAGAAAGAUAUCAUCCACUUCAAAACUGGAAGGAGACUAUGAACAAAGUAGUCGCAAUCUCUAUAAGUUAGUAGUAAAUAAACCCGAAGGUGGUGAACAGUAUUCAGAAGAAAGUGACUCAGAUCCACACAAUAUCAAUGAUAAUAGCAAUAGUCGACGAAAUAAUCAUGACAUUAGUUAUAACAAGAUAGCAGAUAUUGAUAUCAAUGAGAAAGCUGGUGGAAAAUCUAAGGAAAUGAAUGUAUUAUUUCCUGCUGGAAAUAAAAUAAUUGGGAAUGAUAUAAAAGGUGAAUUUAACAGACUACCACCUCCUCCGCGUUAUCCGGGUUAUUCGGAAUCUUCAUCUGAAUGUGAAGAAGGUGGAGUACCCGAUAAUGGUUUUUGGAUGAUGAUGAUGACGAUAUCAAUGAUCAUAAACUUGAUGAUGUUGAACUUCAUAAAGACGAUGAUGUUGUUAAUGAUGAUGAAAUCAGUUCCUUUAAGAAUAAACCACCUGGGAAGCCAUUCUAUUUCCCAUCUAUACAAGGUUGUAGAUCAGUAGAAGAAUUUGAAUGUCUCAAUCGUAUUGAAGAAGGCACUUAUGGUGUUGUCUAUCGAGCACGUGAUAAAAAAGUGAAUGAAAUUGUUGCAUUGAAACGUUUAAAAAUGGAGAAAGAACGUGAUGGUUUCCCAAUUACAUCAUUACGUGAAAUAAAUAUGUUAAUGAAAGCUCAACAUGAAAACAUUGUUACUGUACGUGAAGUAGUAGUUGGCAGUAAUAUGGAUAAAAUCUAUUUAGUUAUGGAUUAUGUUGAACAUGAUUUAAAAUCAUUAAUGGAGAUUAUGAAUGGUCCUUUCAGUGUUGGUGAAGUGAAAUGUUUACUUGUACAAUUACUAAGAGCAGUUAGUCAUCUACAUGAUAAUUGGAUAUUACAUCGAGAUUUAAAAACUUCAAAUCUUCUGUUAAGUCAUCAAGGAAUUUUAAAGGUAGGAGAUUUCGGCUUGGCUCGUGAAUAUGGCUCUCCACUGAAACAUUAUACAGAAGUUGUUGUCACCUUAUGGUAUCGAGCACCGGAGCUGUUACUAGGUACCAAACAAUAUACUUGUCCAAUUGACUUAUGGUCAGUUGGUUGUAUUUUCGCUGAAUUCUUACUACAACGACCAUUAUUCCCUGGGAAAGGUGAAGUGGAUGAAUUAAACAUUAUUUUUCGAGAUUUGGGCACACCAACAGAACGUAUUUGGCCAGGUGUAUCUCAGUUGCCUGGAAUUAAAAAAUGUGUUUUUACUGAAUAUCCGUAUAAUCAAUUAAGACGAAGAUUUACUGAAAAACAAAUAUCUGAUCAAGGCUUUGAUUUAUUGAAUAGCUUCCUUACAUAUUGUCCAGAUAAACGGAUUACCGCAGAAAAAGCACUUGUUCAUCCAUAUUUCAACGAACGUCCUCGUGCUAUCCAUCCAUCAAUGUUUCCAAGUUGGCCAGCAAAGUCUGAAGGUGGUGUUGCAGUGAAAAGAGCAUCACCUAGAGCACCUGCUGGCGGUGGUGCUCUGGCAGCGGCUGCAGCUGCUGUUGCUGCUGCCGCAGCAGCAGCGGCAUCAUCAUUGGCCACAACAAGUGGUAGUCGUGUAAGGUAUCAGCCUCCGGCGCCUCCUAUGGGAGGUCAACGGUUUUAUAGCAAUAUGUCGGAUUCACGUCCAGGUACAGCAAAUCAAGGAUCAGGUGAUGCUUUUACUACUAGUGGUGUAGAUAAAGGAUUCUUACUGCGUUUUUGAACUGUUCCUAUUGUUAGAAGUUCAGAUAUCCUCUCUUUCCCUUCCUCGCUUUCUCUAUAUCUCUCUUUGAUCCAAUUCCUUGUACAGAAAAGACUUAAAACUCUUGCUUUUGGAUUGUAACUUGUUCCUAAAAAAAUGUAUAUGUAUUGUAUUAAAAAAAAAACUUAUUUUGCCAUUUACUGUUUUCUUUUAUUAACUAACUACUUUUGUUUGAGUUGUAUAAUGUUAUGUUAUGGGUUAUUACGAAUUGUGUUAUAGAACUCCGGAUAAAUUUUGCUGUGUAUUGUUGUUUCUAUCGUAUAUGUUUGCGAGUGUAGAUAAUCGAUUUUAUUUAUCCUAACCGAAUUUAGCCUAAUUUUCUAUACAAUAAUCAUCCAUAUCAUGUGUAAAGAACUCUUCAUAUAAAGUGGUCUGAUCAAAACAUUUAAGCUAUCUGUUUUCCCAGUCUUCAAAUUUUUCUGUUAAAUAUGUUCAUAAGUUACUAGUAUUUGAUCAUAGGUACUUUCAAAGCAUUGCUUAGGUUUGUUUGGACAACUUAGUGAACAGUGCUGAGGUUAGGCUCAGAUUACUGGGUCGAACUGACAAUUCAAUUGAUGAGGUAAUGAGUUUCCAUCGAAGUGUAUUAGAUAUUCUCGAUCAUCAUCGUUUAAAUAAAUAAUAAUAAUAAUAAUAAUCAUCGUUUAUCUCGGCUGGCGAUGUAUACUAGUUUAAAAGUAGGUUAGAAAAAAGUUGUCAGCUCUGCAUCAAGAAGUGUGUUCAGUCCGUGAAGUCCGUAUCUAAUAGAUUAAUCCUUCCGAAUAGUAACAUGCUACUUGAAUAGGGUCCUUUCGAUUAGUGGUUGGAUACAUUGGGUGAAAUGACUCCAAAGCGUCCUAAUGGUGCAGAUAGGUUUAAUCUUUGUCUUAAAAUAGCUAUAUUAUUACACCGCAAAUGUAUUCCUAAAUCGAUACACAUUUCUCGUAUUCUAUAUUUUUGACUGAUUUAAGUUGACUGAUAUACUGUUCAUUUUUACCGGCUAGUGUACGAAUGUUAUUUCAUGAAAACCAUCGCAAGUGCUUAAUACUAAAUAAUCUCAGCUCAGCUUUCAGUGGUUGCUACAUUUUAUACAUCGUUUGUUCUGUCUGUCUGAACCGUGUUAGUAAGUAUAUUGCUUGUUGUAGGUAUCAGGUUAUAGAGAUUGUUGAAUUUCAUUGAAAUCUUGAACCGGAAGCACCAAACAAAUAUGCGCCAUAUAAAUCAUUGGAUUUAUAUGAGGACCGGGAUACUGCCUGGGUGCCUAAACUGAAAUCUUGAACCAACCUAAGUUAGACCACCAUUGAAAACCUGGGAGCACUGGAUGGCUGUUUUUUUCGUAAUAUGCAACUCCUCAACAGUGCUAAUCCGUGAUCCAUCACACUUCCAGCUUUUCAAUGGUGUCCUUAGAUCGGUUCAACUUUUCAAUGAUAUUGUCUUUUGUUAACUAACCAUUCCUAUGAGCGCAAGUGUGACAAGGGGACAGUAUUCAUCAACAUAGAGUUUUGCGUCCGAUUUGUACAGUUCGAUACUCAUCAGCAUGGUAUAUCUACGAUUUAAAGCCAACAACAGAAACAUUUCUCUCUAUUAUAUUUAUUAAUGGCAUAUGCAUAUAUUCUCUUUCUUGUUUCAGUAGUUACCUCAUCUGUUUUUCACAGUUAUCGGUUAAUUGGUUGGUGAUCAAUGAUUAUCAUAUAUGUGGAUGGAAUCAUCGUAUCAUAGUUAUCUGAAACGAUGACAUUGUUUUAUACACCACAAUCAUCACUAUUAUCAUCUUCAUCUUCAUAGUUAUUGCAUAAGGGCAACAACACCAAUAUCUUUGAUAUAACAAAUGAUUUUAUCUGAUGAUGAUGAUGAUCUUCAUUUCACUUUUGAUGAAAUACAAAGAGAAUUAACUAAUUUAGGUGUAGUCGGUUUAAAUAAUCAACAAUUAAUUCACUUAAAAAAUGAUUUAGAUUUAUUAAUUAAUAAAGAGAAAUAUGCAUUGCAUCAUUUCAACCACCACCACCACCAGCAACAACAACAACCAUCUCAAUCAGUAACAACUAAUGGUAUUUCUAUGAAUGAUGGUGAUACCUAUCAACAAAUUGAUGAUAAUAAUCAUAUUACUACUGAUAAUUCUAAAAGAAUUGUAUCGUAUCUAUCUAAAUCUCCUAUCGUUUCCUCUUCUUCUCCUCCUCCUCCUCCAUCAUCAUCAUCGUCGUCAUCAUCAUGUUUUUCUGUGACAUCUGAGGACUUUACACAUUAUAAUACAAACAGUUAUGAUUGUAAUAGCGUGAACAAUCCAUUAAAGAAAUUCAAUGAUCAUACAAUACUAAAUGAUUCAAUUAAAUGUAAAUCAUCAAUAACGAAUAAUUAUUCUCUCAACUUGAAUGAAAGAAACAUAUCCAAUGAUAGUUCUGUAUCGAAUGUCGUACAAUUAUCACCUAAACAUCAUCAUGAACAUGAUCAUUGUCUACAUCAAAAACCAUAUUCUUCAACUGAUUCACAAAUAACAACCUGUUUUUCAACAACUAAGGAGGCAAUGAAUAAUCUUGACACCACAUCGAUCUCAUCAUCAUUAUCAUCAACAACUCUAUUACUGAAUGAACCUGAAAGUCAUUUUGAAGAGAAACAACAGAAACUUAAUCACCAUCACCACCACCACCACCACCAACGUCAACAGCAGAAACAUAUAGUUCAGUCUGGGAAUGAAUUGACCAGCAGUAAACAAUCUGUAAAUUUUAAAUAUUCUGAUGCUAAUGGACAACCUAUUCAUUCUGAAUCUUCUAUGAAAAAUCUUGACUUCGAACACCGUCUAAGUAAUGAAUUCAUACUUACACCAAUGAGAAUGAAAACAUCGUCAUCAACAGACAAAAACUACUGUCACCCGAAGUCUGUUUCUAAAGAUUCGUCUAAUCAGUUUAGAAGAUCGUCUGCAUAUCUUCAGCACCAACAUCAACAGCCACGUGAUUCUCAUCAACAUUUGCAUGAUGAUCAAGGAAGUCGGGAUAAAUUACAUGGAAAAUGUGAAUCGAUUAUUGAAAAGGUCACUGCACAUACUACAACUAAUGCAGAUCAACAUGACUUUCGUAGUAAUAAGUUGUUAGUAUCGAAUAAUAAAUUGGAAAAGACAUUAGGGUGUAAUAAAAUUGAUGAUAUUUUAAGUUCUAUUAAUUAUGAACGCCAAAAGUCUACUACUACCACGACGAAUUCUCCAAGAAGAUCGGCUCGAUUUCUUGAUAAUCCUGUUGAGCAAGUUCAUAAUGUACCACAACAACAGCGACGACCUAAAUCUGCACAACAUUGUCAAAAAGGGAAUGAUUGUUGUUGUUAUAAUGCUCGAUCAUUACAUUCUCAGAACUUACAACGACCGGUAUCAACUAGUACACAGAGACAAAAACAAGAUCCAGUUACAAAAUAUCAUUCAUAUCAAAGAAGCUGGUCGAUACAUUCUACACCCGGUGAAAAUGCACGACGUGUUCUACGUUGGAAUAUAAGAACAGCAAUGAUGCAUAGAGAAAUACCAUUGUUACAACGUAACUCCUCGGAAGUUAUUCGCCUCUUAGGUCCAUAUGCAUCAGCUUAUUUGGAGCAAGAAAGACAGAGACGAAUUAAAGCUUUACAACUUGAUUAUAUUCCACCAACUAGUAGACGUUAUGAUGAAUUACGUCAAAUUAUUCGUUCAUUAAUGGGAUAAAUUUCAUUAAAUUUAUAUAUCAAUCAAUUAACUGAAUAAUCUAGUUAUUCUAUUCAUUGUAUAAUCUCAUUGAAUAAUUUACUCUUGGUAAUAUACUUCAUCUAGAUAUAUAUCUUUCUUUAUAAGAAGGAUCUCACAUUCAAGAAGGAUUGAUAUCCUUUUUCAUUUGAAAAUGGUCAUAUAUCGUAUUUACUUUCUAUCAACCGGUGUUAUCAUUAUCAUUCCAUUGAUCCAAUUGUUUAAUAAACAAUCUAUUUCACUUUUUUUGUUUUCAUCAGUCGUUGUUGAACUAUGUUGUUUUUGUUGUUGUUGUUGUUGAUGAUAUAUUGUGCUUUUAUUUAGAUACCAUUGUCAUGUAUCUUAUAUGAUGAAAUUGAAUGUGAAAUGAGAAGGAG
This is a messenger RNA of Schistosoma haematobium, 12483 nucleotides long. Its product is annotated as Cyclin-dependent kinase 11A. Gene Ontology annotation, biological process: protein phosphorylation; regulation of mitotic cell cycle; cilium assembly. Gene Ontology annotation, cellular component: centriole; non-motile cilium; nucleus. The record is from RefSeq and is a predicted model, not a curated record. Bases 10241 to 12088 code for a protein of 615 amino acids. NCBI's taxonomy places the organism in Eukaryota, Metazoa, Platyhelminthes, Trematoda, Strigeidida, Schistosomatidae. Gene Ontology annotation, molecular function: cyclin-dependent protein serine/threonine kinase activity; ATP binding. The transcript is spliced from 10 exons.